AUGUUUUACAGUCACGAAGUACUAACGAAUCGUAAAUAUGGUGUGGCAACAGUCUGGCUCGUGGCAACGCUCGGUUCCAAGUCCAGCUUGAAGAGAAUCACUCGCAAGCAGAUGCUCGACGUUGACGUCGCGAAAGCGUGCAGGACUAUCGUCGACCCUGCAGCACCUAUGGCUCUACGUCUUCAAAGCAAUCUGUUCGCACACAACACCAUGAUGCUUAUGCUGCGCUCGGUCGAAAACCGCGCACUCGACUCUGGUGCUGGGAAGACCAGGCCUGAGCAACUUAUUCUCCAGGAUGAUCCUUCAUUCUUCCCUGAGUUCGCCCUACCGCCGCUAGAGCUACUUUCAGACCUCGACUUCGACUUCGGCCUUGAUAUUCCACGCUCUGGCCACUCUCAGUCAUUGACUCCUUUCGGUUCACGGCAGUCAUCCCAAUCGUCGCAUGUUGCCGGAUAUGGCCUGGUCUUGCCCAGCUCAACACCAGAUCGACCAGCUGCCGCUGAACUUGAAGGUGGAAAUGGUGGCCAAGGCGGUGAUGAUAUGUUCGAUAUCGACAACUUGUUGCGGCUUGACGAGCCAGACUUCACAUUCGGCGAAGAUGGAGACAUCAUCGAGUUUGCUCCUGGUCAGCGUGCGCCUGCGGCGCCGGCGACGCCUACUGCGGCUACGGCACCAUCGAUGCAUAGCUAUGCUGGGGCUAGUGCGAAAGUGAGACAAGAACACGAAGAGGGACUACAGCGUGACAAGCAGGGUCUAGCUGGAAAUCACAUGGACUUGGACCUACCCAUCUACAGAGACGAAAUGCCAGACGUCGAGGUUACAUCACCGGUCGUAGCCCAGCAGCUUAGUGAGCACGCCGAGAUUGUUGAGACUUCUUCCUCGGCCGCUGCGCCUAUGCGACGCAAAAAGAGAGCGGCCAAAGCUUUACCCAGGGAUACGAGACUGGAAUUACGCAAUACAGAGCUCUUGAGUUGGAAUACCAACUAUCUGAAGAACAUGAAGGACACAGCCAGCUCAAAGGUGCAGCACCGCAUACAGCAACAAGCGAAGAAGAACGCCGAACAUUACGUCUGGGGUGCUGGCAUCGGUGGCCUUGGACGAGACUCGUUUGGUGCGCAAGGCCCUCUGAAACAGUUCAUGGGAGACAAUUUGUUCCAUCUGAUGACGGGAAUGAGCAAGCACCCCAAGCCCACGCCCAAACGCGACCGCGAUAGUGGCGAUGAAGCCACACAGGAAGAGGCACUGCGUAAACGCCAGAAGACGGUUGAGGCAGAAGAGGAGCUUGGCCGCGGUAGAGACGACGAAGGGCUCUUUAUGCUUGGCGGAGACGAAGAGGUGGAACUUCCGCGCGAAGCAGGUUCUGCACUUGAUGAUCAACAGAUCUUCUCGGCCAUGCCAUGGAAUAUCAGCGCCUCCAAGCGUGGUUCUUCUGCAAUUCCUCUCAGCGGUCGUGUCGCCAUGAUGAGCGAACAAGGUAGGCAAGGUACUCGUGCUGGAAGCCGCAUGGUGUCUGCGUCUCCAUUGCUUCGUCGCAGUACUGGCCGGAUCGGUGAUUUCGAGGCCUUGCAGAGCUUGGACAGCGAUGCACUUGAUGGAAACGACUUCAACUACGCAGCAUCUACUUCUGAUGUUGCUGAUGCCGGGGAGCUUGACACGAAACCAUCACAGCGUGUGCGGGAGGCUUUGUCUGCCGAGGGUGAGAACUUCUUCGCUUUCGUCGCCGAAGCUGUCUCCGAGAAAUGCGCUCGCGCGCUUACAGAGUUGAACGAGAUGCCUGAUGCAGAUCAGACUUCAGCCAUAGAGGUCGGCCAGGUCACAUUCGAAGAACUACUUCCGCCUCCAGAGACAAGCAAGUUGAUCGCUUGCCAGGGCUUCUUGAUGGUCCUGUCCUUGGGUACGAAGGGAAUGCUUGAUGUCCAGCAGGCCAACGCUUUCGGCGACAUCACGUUGAAGCCCACCGAAAUGGGGAAAAUGAUGCACCCCGUUGGGGUCGCAAAAGGUGAUGGUGAUGAACAGGACCAUUGGAGCGACGAAAUAGUGGCCCAUCUGCCCUCAGACGCAGACAAAGAGGAGGACUCUGCGACAGAACCUGGCGAUGAAAUGGAAGUGUCAGAGCCAGACAACAGCCGUCUUAAAGAGCAGAUGGAAGCCGAUGACGACGAGCAUGAUUCGCUCUAUGACAGCGAUUGA
Molecule: messenger RNA, 2190 nt
Organism: Boeremia exigua
Lineage: Eukaryota; Fungi; Ascomycota; Dothideomycetes; Pleosporales; Didymellaceae
Exons: 6
Coding region: 1-2190 (729 amino acids)
Biological process (GO): mitotic sister chromatid cohesion; synaptonemal complex assembly; replication-born double-strand break repair via sister chromatid exchange
Cellular component (GO): cohesin complex; synaptonemal complex
Molecular function (GO): chromatin binding; protein binding
Source: RefSeq, a predicted model, not a curated record